Molecule: messenger RNA, 1783 nt
Organism: Bactrocera neohumeralis
Lineage: Eukaryota; Metazoa; Arthropoda; Insecta; Diptera; Tephritidae
Exons: 2
Coding region: 941-1747 (268 amino acids)
Source: RefSeq, a predicted model, not a curated record
UGGCGCCCGAGCAGGGACUAAUGCGUAAUUAAAAAGUUAAAACUAAAAUACAUUCAAAAAAUAUAGAACAAGUGCAUUAAUCAAUAUUUAAAACCAAUUACCUGCGCUAUUAAUAUCUUUCGAAUCUCGGUUUUCGGUGUUCGGCUUUCGGCGAAGUGAAAGUGGUGAACUAAUAUAAAAAAAAAUAUAUAACACUCGUGUUAUAGAUUUCAACAAAAUUUAAAAAAAGCUGAAAAAGCAAAAUAUAUACAAACAUAAAAGACAAAAAAGUUAUACGUACGUACAAGUAUGUACAUACAUAUAAGUAUAAAGUGAAGUGAGUGAAGUUUUAUGUACGACGGCAAAUCUUUAAAACAGAGAUUGAAAAUAAAUAAAGGAAGAAGAAACGUGUGCAGUGUAGUUGCUGAAAUGAAAAACAUAUAAAUACAUAUUAACAAAUUAAAGAGAGUGCAAGUGCAUAGUGAAAAAGAAACAAGCAACAAAAUACAUAGAAAUAUAUUGUGUGCAUAAGGAAGCGGUGGCUGUGUUAACACACCAACAGUGAGUUACAAAAAAUUUAUACCAAAGCGUUUGAGCAGUUUCGUGACAAAAUAAUAAUUAUUAAAGUGCCGGUCUAACGUUAAUGUAAAAAAAAAAAAAAACUGCUACAACCGUAAUUGCCACUAAGUGUCCGUUGUGUCAAAAGUGCCGUGUCCAGUGCCGCAAUAGAGGAAAACAUAACGUAACGUUUUCAUCUCCAGUACUGCUACAUCUCCAUCAACGUCUACAUCACUACCAACAUUGCCGCUGCGUCAACGCCAUCAUCUCCGCUGCUACGCUGCGUCAACGCUACCAUCAACCGCUGCUGCCAUCGUCGCCGCUGCCAUCAACCCGUCGCUGCUGCCAUCGUCGCUGCUAUCAUCAACCCGCUGCUGCCAUCAACGCCGCUGCCGUCGUGGGAAUGAGCUGCCGCUGCAUUCUGUGCAAAAGGGAAGUGAGCGCCGGCAAACAGCCGACGCACCAGGUUCAUUGGACGCCGAGGAAUCCCGACGAAGAUAUUCAGCGACAACGCCACCAAUUUCGUCGGCGCCGAUCGCAAGCUGCGCGAAUUGAAGGAGGCGUUUCUGGCAAUGGGUCCAGAACUGAAGAGAUUCGCAGCAGACGAAGGGUGCAGCUUCAUCUUUAUACCACCGCGGGCGCCGCACUUCGGCGGAUUAUGGGAAGCCGCGGUGAAGUCCGCCAAACACCACAUCGUUCGGGUAACCGGCAGCGCGCUACUCACAGCAGAGGAGUUAGCAACAGUGUUGGCCGAAGUGGAGGCCAUCCUCAACUCUCGCCCCCUAGUACCUCUGAGCCAAGAUCCCAACGACGGCGAGGCGUUAACACCAGCGCAUCUAUUAAUAGGAUGCUCCCUGCGGGCAUUACCCCAGAGAAGGUGCCAGUGGACCCAGUUCGUUGUUGCGAGAGAUGGCAACUUGUUUGCUGUCUCAAGCAACAGUUCUGGCGACAGUGGUCCAAAGUAUACCUGACGGGCCUUCAGGAGCGCAACAAGUGGCUGCACCCCAAACGCAAUAUGCAGCUCAACGACCUCGUUCUCGUCCACGAGGACAACGUGCCGCCGCAGCAGUGGGUACUAGGGCGCGUCGUCGCAACCGUCGAAGGGCAAGACGGCAAGGUGCGAGUCGCAGAAGUAGCAACCAAGACGGGCACGAUUAAGCGCCCCAUCCACAAACUGGCUGUCCUUCCACUGGAUAUUGAAGGAAUCUGAUCCUGUCAAGGUGGCCGGUGUUGCGUCAAGCGACAA